This is a messenger RNA of Tricharina praecox, 651 nucleotides long. RefSeq lists its product as uncharacterized. The record is from RefSeq and is a predicted model, not a curated record. NCBI's taxonomy places the organism in Eukaryota, Fungi, Ascomycota, Pezizomycetes, Pezizales, Pyronemataceae. The coding region runs from base 1 to 651 and encodes 216 amino acids. The transcript is spliced from 4 exons.
AUGACUCCCACUCCAUCGGACAAAGACACUCUGGCACCCGCCGCGAUAGGAAACGAAGAGAGGCAGGACUACGUUGUGGUACCACCUCAGCCGUGGCUGAAUGGUAUUGCCACCAGCCCCGGGGUUGUCAAACAGUUCGUGGCUGUGCCUUAUAAGUUGGGCUACUCUGUCGAACAUCAGGUUACCGGCUCGGAAACGGUUAGAGGAAUUGAGUUUGAGAUCAUACCGAGCUUUACCCUAUGGAAACCGAGCUUUGCCCUAUGGGAUGAAUCUAGCGUCCAUCGCAGAGCGCCUAGCGCAAACUUAAAGACUCCAACGGUUGCCGAUUACGGCAUCGUUCGAGGGUCGAUAAUCGAUUUGAUUUUAACGCUGAGGGGAGGCUAUGCGCAAUCGCACGAGAUGGCAGUCGGAGCUGGCGGUACGAUCAAGCAGGGUAUCUGGAAAGACCCACAUUCUCCCCGACUUUGGAACACAGGGCGCGCCAAGCUCCUCAUCGUACAAGUUCUCAACGCCACCGCGUUUGAGGCGAUCACCGGCAUGCCGACUUCUCCCACGCCCAUCGAGUACAAGACGUUCUUACAACAAUGGUUGGCAGUCAGUAUUCCGGAAUCGUUUUCGGAAUCGUCUGCCGUCACCAGGGGUCACUCGUAG